Coregonus clupeaformis (lake whitefish) is the source of this 2989-nucleotide messenger RNA. Its product is annotated as probable vesicular acetylcholine transporter-A. Gene Ontology annotation, molecular function: xenobiotic transmembrane transporter activity; acetylcholine transmembrane transporter activity. Gene Ontology annotation, biological process: chemical synaptic transmission; transmembrane transport; xenobiotic transport. The transcript has a single exon. The coding region runs from base 504 to 2096 and encodes 530 amino acids. Gene Ontology annotation, cellular component: AP-1 adaptor complex; membrane; AP-2 adaptor complex. The record is from RefSeq and is a predicted model, not a curated record. Lineage: Eukaryota; Metazoa; Chordata; Actinopteri; Salmoniformes; Salmonidae.
GAGAGAGAAAAAAAACCUGAAAAUAUCGACAGACCUGCGAGUCAAUGCGUACGUACCAAUGGCAACGAAGCCAUUCAUGGUCUCAACAGAUGAUUGGAGGCAUGAGCAUUGGAAUCGGAAAUAUCGGGUCACAAGUUCCAUAAACAACUUAUAAAAACGUGCCAUAGAAACUUGACAUAGAGUAUUAGCGGUUGAAGUCCUACACGGUGUAGAGAAGAGCAGAAUAUUUCACCACUUCAUUUCUCCGGACCAUGAAUCAGCGCCGAAUGUGAGCGCGAGUGGAUGAAUUAAGACCAACCGCGGCUGAAGCCCAGCAGCCUCCCGCGCUGUCAGAAAAUAUCACGGAGAAAAGUUCCAAGCCUGCUGCUCCUUUUAUCUUUCGCACCGCGUAAGUGAUCGAAGAAAAAGCUACAUAAACGUUCAGGGAUAUAAUUAUCUGUGGUGCUGAGAUAUCCGUAUAAGAGCAGAGAGUAAAGGAGAAGACAACAACAUAACAGAUCAUCAUGGAUACAGGGGAAUCUUCCGGGCUGGCCAAAUCAGCCGCGGUAAAACUGUCCGAGAUGGGAGAAAAAACCAAACAGUUUGGCAACGCGAUGAAAGCCCCCGACCACCAAAGACGGAUCAUUUUAGUGAUUGUCUGCGUGGCUCUCCUUCUAGACAAUAUGCUCUAUAUGGUGAUAGUACCGAUAAUUCCCGACUACCUUGCUGAUUUAGAGCUUGAGCAAGCAGAGCACGUUCAUCUAGUUAUACAUCAGAAUUCUUCAAUAAACACCACAAUGAGCUCAGCCCAAGCUAAAAACAACAGGGACAAUUUAGACGUCCAAAUCGGAGUCCUUUUUGCAUCGAAGGCUAUCCUGCAGCUUUUGGUGAACCCGUUGUCAGGAACUUUCAUAGAUCGCGUUGGAUACGAUAUCCCCCUCCUGAUCGGACUAACGGUCAUGUUCUUCUCCACAUGCAUUUUUGCUUUCGCCGAGAACUACGCGACGCUGUUUUUCGCCCGUAGUUUACAAGGUCUGGGCUCGGCUUUCGCGGACACCUCGGGAAUUGCCAUGAUAGCAGAUAAAUACACCGAAGAAUCGGAGAGAAGUAAAGCCCUCGGUAUCGCCCUGGCGUUCAUCUCUUUCGGGAGUCUGGUAGCGCCUCCCUUCGGGGGUAUCCUGUACGAGUUUGCCGGUAAAAGAGUACCGUUUAUUGUUCUCGCCGUCGUUUGUCUUAUAGACGGGAUUCUGCUCUUGACAGUGAUCAAGCCGUUCUCGAACAGGACUAGAGACAAUAUGCCGGUGGGCACCCCCAUCUACAAACUCAUGGUUGACCCGUACAUAGCUGUUGUGGCAGGUGCCCUGACAGUGUGCAAUAUCCCCCUGGCCUUUCUGGAGCCCACCAUAGCCAACUGGAUGGAGAGCACCAUGCAUUCAUCUAAGUGGGAAAUGGGAUUGUGUUGGCUGCCUGCUUUCUUCCCACAUGUUCUGGGUGUCUACAUGACCGUCAAACUGGCUGCUAAGUACCCCAACCUGCAGUGGUUCUACGGAGCCUUGGGCAUGGUCAUUAUCGGGGCCAGCUCGUGCACCAUUCCAGCGUGCAAAACAUUCGGCCAGUUAAUUGCCCCAUUAUGCGGCAUAUGUUUCGGCAUUGCUCUCGUGGACACCGCCCUGUUGCCAACUCUUGCCUUUCUGGUCGACGUGCGUCAUGUGUCCGUGUACGGCAGCGUCUACGCUUUGGCUGAUAUCUCCUAUUCCCUCGCCUAUGCCAUGGGUCCUAUCGUGGCGGGAAAUAUAGUGCACAACUAUGGUUUUGUCCAACUCAACCUGGGCAUGGGCCUCGUCAAUGUCCUGUACGCACCGGCCCUUCUGCUGCUCCGCAACGUGUGCCAAAUGAAACCGUCCUACUCUGAGAGAGAUAACCUGUUGGUGGACGAUGAUGAACCCGAGGGUCUGUCUGAUACGAUGAAGAUGGAGGAGCGGAGAGGCAAGAAGAAGGGUUACAGUUCUGCGGGGUACUGCUUGCCUGUAGUGGUCGAUGAGAAUGGAGGGUUCGACCCGUUUAGAGCACAAACACGCACCUCUUUAGACGAAUCCUCUGGUCCAGAGUACAGUUAGAAUAUUUAGACUACAGUUAGAAUACUUUAUCACAAUUUAGAAGUCAGCUAGAAUCCUGGAGAAAUACUUAGAACGUCCCCGAAUCCAUUCCCGAUAGUUCGAGAAUUUGGACACAUUCAGUUUUAAGAGUUCGGACUUAAAGACCUGCCAAAGUCACUUCACUCUGUAAUGUAGGGCUACUGUUGUAGAAUUUACACAUACCAAAUCACCUAACCAUGAUGGUGUGACCCGUUUCCAAAGUUGAUUUUAUUUGACUGUAAUGUCAUCGUCAUUGAACAGGUCUUCUAUGUAUGUAAUGUGUUUCUUAUGGGCGUCUAAUUGGAUGACUAUUCUGAGAGGUCUAUCAAAUACAGUUGACUAUGUGCGCAUAACUACUGCAGAGUAUUGUAAAAAGGUAAAUAGAUAAAUGUAUGUACAAUGUUAUAUUGAUAUGAUAAAUACACGACCAACUACCAACGCAUCACAAAAAUAGCUAGUUCUUAGUUUGGUCAACCUUUGAUUGCAUUUAUAAUUUCGUUAACAUAUUGACAAUAAUUGUAAUUAUAAUUUUUGUAAUUCAAAAUGGGGGUUUUCUUUUCCAUAUCAAAUUUCGAAACGUAAUUGUGACAUCUGUAUUUUUUUUAAUUUAAGUUAUGUUUAGUUUUUCAGGAAAUGUAGUGUAUUAUAUUCAAAUGCGUUUUGUACAUAUGUGAAUAUUUACAUAGUAAAUUAUUAAAUUAUAUGUGUGCCUAUGCAUAUUUCAGCGUGUGCGUGAUGUAUGCGUGUAUGUUGAAACGGUUUAUUGUCAAAGCCUAAGUAUCAGUAAAAGCUCAAUGACAACUUCCUAUAUCCUGAGUAGAUAGAUAUAUGUUAAUUUAACGACUAUAGUUAUAAUAAAUUGUAUUUCAAUAUAA